GCGGGAUCACAGGUUAGAAGAGGAGGAGGGUGUUUAAAAUUAAAAGUCAACACUUAAACAAUUAAAGUUAACACUGAAUAGUCUGAGGAAAGGCUUUUUCACUUCUGUUGGUUUUUGUCAGCAUCUCAGAAAGGAAAAAAGAGCUCAACCGCACCUUGGGAUUACAAAAUAAUUGAACAAUCUAGUAGCAUGUGUACAGUAUAUUGAUCCGUGACAAGAAUGAAGCUUAUAUCCUUUAAGGCGGACCGCCUGUUGCUGUGUGUCUUUUUCAGUCAGCUCUGGGUUUUCACUGACUGCACCACAACAUCGCAGAUAAACACUGUAACAAAACCGAUGAUGAAGGACGUAGGGCCGUCUGUAAGAGCUUCAAGCACAAACUCCCAAACUACAACGCCUUUAGUGACAACACCUAAACCAAAACCUAUAAAUCCUGAUGGCUUUAAGGCAACUGGACAGAAUGAGACGAGCAUAACCCUCCAGUGGAACAAAGUUAAAGACAUUAGCAAUUACAAGCUUACUUAUGAAAAAGGUUCAAAAGAGGUUACUUCAACUGACGCCACUAUUUCCUCUACAAUCGAUGAUCUGACUAGUGGAAGUAGAUACAACAUCACACUCUUUUCGAUGCGGGGUGAAGAGAUGAGUGAAGGAACGAGCAUCACUGCAGUAACAGCUCCCCGUAAUGUUGAAAACUUCACAUUUUUUGAUCAAAACGAGACCAGCAUUACUCUGACGUGGGACUCGGUGGAGAACAUCUCCAUCUAUACACUUUGGAUAAAUGGGAAAGAGGAGGAGAACAUCACAGAAUCAUCAAGAGGAACCAUAAAACAUGUCGUCCCAAAUCUGACUUCUGGGACUAGAUUUGAGUUCAGUCUCUUUACUGUGUUUGAAUAUGCCAGAAGCAGUGGAAACGACAUCACAGCUGUCACUGCUCCAUCUAAUGCUGAUAACUUUACGCAUAUUGAUCAAAACGAGACCAGCAUAACUCUGCAGUGGAAAAGGGUGAAGGACAUCUCCAACUAUACACUUUUGAUAAAUGGGAAAGAGGAGGAGAACAUCACAGAAUCAACAGAAUUUAUAACACAUGUCGUCGGGAAUCUAAAUUCUGGGACUAGAAAUGAGUUUAUUCUCUUCACUGUGUUUGAAUAUGCCAGAAGCAGUGGAAUCAACAUCAAAGCUGUCACUGCUCCCCGUAAUGUUGAAAACUUCACAUUUUUUGAUCAAAACGAGACCAGCAUAACUCUGUCGUGGGACCCGGUGGCGAACAUCUCCAUCUAUACACUUUUGAUAAAUGGGAAAGAGGAGGAGAACAUCACAGGAUCAUCAAGAGGAACCAUAAAACAUGUCGUCCCAAAUCUGACUUCUGGGACUAGAAAUGAGUUCCGUCUCUUUACUGUGUUUGACUAUGCCAGAAGCAGUGGAAAGGACAUCACAGCUGUCACUGCUCCUGCUAAUGCUGAAAACUUCAUGAAUCUAACGCAAAACGAGACCAGCAUAACUCUGCAGUGGAAAAGGGUGAAGGACAUCUCUGACUACACACUGAGGAUAAAUGGGAAAGAGGAGACUAACAUCACAAAAUCAACAGAAUUGAUAACAUAUGUUGUCACGAAUCUAAAUUCUGGGACUGAAAAUAAAUUCAGUCUAUUUACUGUGUUUGAAUAUGCCAGAAGCAGUGGAAACGACAUCACAGCUGUCACUGUUCCUUCAAGAGUGGUUUCAGUCAAGGUGACUGAACGCACUGAGAACAGCAUCAGGCUCGAAUGGCAGAGUGCAAAUAUAAACUGGGUCUACAAAGUACUGCUUAACGGCAGUGAUGUGCCGGCGGGCUCUACCUCAGCAGAUCUUCCAAAACUCCUCCCUGGAACAAAAUAUGUUGUGAGCGUGAUCUCACAGUUCUCUGGAUUCAGCAGUGCUGCCUUUGACGUGGUCACAGUUACAAAAAUAAAUUGCGCCGCUGCAAACUGGCAGGUUACAAACUCCACAAUAACAGGAAGAGUUGAAGGCUUGUUCUCCAGUGCGACUGCCGUUCCAAAAGAACAAACCGAAGGAUCAGCCAACACCAACCUUACUGGCAGCAACAUAUUCUUCACUCAGCUCCACCCCGGAGCAACCUAUAACGUCUCACUUUUUUAUGAAAUAGCUUCCGAACAUCUGUUGCAAUGCAGCCACAGUCUAACACUGAUUCCUCCAACUCUAAAUCCUCAGUGCAAACACAGGGGUGGUUAUUCUGUCAAAGUUUCCUGGGAAACAGUAAAAGGCGUGUGGACCUCUGUGGAGAUUAACAUCAAUGGGAAAGUGAACGAUGUACCUAGAGAUAAGACAGAACUCCAAAUAGAUCAACUUCAACCAGCUAAAACAUAUAAAGGAUCUUUAGCUUCCGUGUCUGGGAAGGAAAAAUCUGCAGAGGUGGAAUUCUAUUGCUCCACUGAUCCAGCAGGAGUUAUCGGAGGGUCAGUGUUCGGUGUGCUGUGUUUGCUUUUGCUGGUGGGUCUGGCUGCUUUCAUUUAUAUCAAAAAACCAGAUAUCCUCAGCAGAAAAAAGCCUUUUAUUGGUGGAUCCAAGCAACACAGUGCAAAGGGAAAGAAAAUUUCUGCGGCUAAUUUCCCAGACCACUUUCAUCAGUUAAGUUUGGAUGAAAACCGGGGACUUAGUCAAGAAUAUGAGGACCUUUCUGCUGUUGGAACAGACCAGGCACGCAGGGCAGCUCUCCUGCCUGACAACAAAGUAAAAAACCGCUUCACCAACGUGCUUCCAUACGACUGGUGUCGGGUUAAAUUAAGCACCUCUGGCCCUAGUGAGACUCUAGACUACAUUAACGCCAGCUACAUGCCUGGCUACACCACCAACAGAGAGUAUAUUGCCACACAAGGCCCCCUGCCUGGCACAGUAAAGGACUUUUGGAGAAUGAUAUGGGAGCAGCAAGUAAAACGCAUUGCCAUGGUUACCAACUGUGUGGAAGGAGGAAGGACCAAGUGUGAGCGAUACUGGCCUGAAAACGGCAACCCAGGCAUUUACGGAGAGAUUUCAGUCACUGUCACAUCUGAGAAGAGGGACACCAGCUGGACGCUGAGGGACUUCACUGUGAAACAUAUGAAGACUUCAGAGGAACGCACAGUGAAACAUUUCCACUUCACUGCUUGGCCUGAUCAUGGAGUUCCUGAGAACACGGUUGUCCUGAUCCAGUUCCGAGGACUAAUGAGACAGCAUAUAGACAGUGAAAGCAGCAACGCACCGACUGUCGUUCACUGCAGUGCUGGAGUGGGGAGGACAGGUACUCUCAUUGCCCUCGAUGUGCUGCUCCAGCAGCUUGGCAAAGAACAAGCAGUUGAUAUCAAAUACUUUGUGAGGAAGAUGAGGCUGAACCGACCGUACAUGGUGCAAACAGAGUCGCAGUACGUUUUCCUGCACCAGUGCAUCAUGGACAGUCUGACGCCCAACACUAACCUGGAUGACAACUUUUACGAAAACGUGGGAGCGGUCUACGUCAACGCCACUGCCCUGCGAGAGCUUUCUCUAGCGCAGGGCAAACACCCAAACUAGUGUCUAACCUGCACUCAGACUUGAAUGCACUUAAGCAAACUAUAACUAGCAAACAUGUACCAAAUAUUACAUAUUUUCUGUUGUUAUUAAUUUACUGCAUCUGUUUAGAGACUUUGUUUUAUUUGCCAAGUGUAUAAUUUUAUUAUCAAGAAACAAUUAGACUCAAGGUGAAAAGAAAAUGUUUAAUUAAUAUAAACUACAAUAAAAUAUAGUAUAUUGUACAGUAAAUUAAAUAUUUUGCGUUUACAAAAUAUCUAGUUUAACAAAUGUAUUGAAGAAACUAUAAAACUUGAACUGAGUUGUCUUUCCA
This is a messenger RNA of Oryzias latipes (Japanese medaka), 3847 nucleotides long. Its product is annotated as protein tyrosine phosphatase receptor type H. Gene Ontology annotation, cellular component: signaling receptor complex. The record is from RefSeq and is a predicted model, not a curated record. Gene Ontology annotation, molecular function: protein binding; protein tyrosine phosphatase activity. Lineage: Eukaryota; Metazoa; Chordata; Actinopteri; Beloniformes; Adrianichthyidae. Gene Ontology annotation, biological process: peptidyl-tyrosine dephosphorylation involved in inactivation of protein kinase activity.